AUGGAUGUUAAAACUGCUUUUCUUCGUGGUGACUUGGAUGAAGAAAUUUAUAUGGAGCAGCCGGAAGGUUUUGAAGUCAAGGGAAAAGAUAAUUAUGUUUGCAAAUUGAAGAAGAGCUUGUAUGGCUUAAAGCAAGCUCCCAUGCAAUGGUACAGGAAGUUUGGUUCUUAUAUGAGUCAGCAGGGCUUCAAGAAGACUUCUUCAGACCAUUGUGUUUUUGUGCAAAAAUUCUCUGAUCAUGACUUUAUUAUCAUUUUGCUUUAUGUUGAUGACAUGCUUGUUGUUGGUCAUAAUGCCUGCAGGAUUAAAGAGUUGAAGGAAGAGUUGAAUAAGUCUUUUGCUAUGAUCAAUGAUAUAAUAAUUUCUUUAAAAUUUGGUGAUCCAACAAUGUAUAAGUCAUAUUGGCAAAAAAUGUGCAACAAGUGUAACAUAACAUUCAAUGGUGAUGAUUCAUUAAGUUAUUUUGCUACUGGUAAGAGCUUGUGUUGGUUCUUGGAGUCAAAACUAAAGGAACAACUUAAGAGGUUGCACAAUGUUGUUGGAAAUGCAAUUGUGGAUGAUCAUUAUAUUGUUGUUGGCACUAGAUCCAGCCAGCUUGUGCAGGCCGUCCUUUAUGCUCUUUCUCCAUCUGAUCAACUUGAACCAAUCAGUGUAGUUUCAGCUACACCUUUUUAUUCGACAUAUCCUUAUGUGACUAAUUUAGUGAGGUCGGGACUAAAUAAAUGGGCUGGAGAUUUAAAAACUUUUGAAAAAGAUGAACCUUUUAUUGAGUUGAUUACAUCUCCAAAUAAUCCUAAUGGGAUUAUUAGAGAGCAUGUAGUGAAUGGUGAUCAAGGGAAAUUAAUCUACGACUUAGCUUUUUAUUGGCAACAAUAUACUUCUAUAACUCCACCUGCCAACAAUGAUGUUAUGCUCUUUACUAUUUCCAAAUGCACUGGUCAUGCUAGUUCCAUAAUUGGUUGGGCACUUGUUAAAGACAAAGAGGUGGCAAGGAAGAUGACAAGGUUCAUGGAGAUUUGUACAAUUGGUGUAUCAAAAGAAGCUCAACUUAGAGAUGCUAAACUUCUUGAAGUGGUCUCUAAUAGCUGUUUGGAUUUUACAUUGGAGAAUUUCCUUGAAUAUAGUCAGUCUCUUAUGGAUAAUAGAUGGUUUAGGUUAAGACAAGAUAGGAUGACUACAAUGGCUAAUGCUAAAAGGAAUGAGGAAGACAUUGUGGGUCAAGAGGUUCCUCCACAAGAUCCAAUUGAUCCUUUGGGUGAGAAUGUGACUAACACGGAGAUGAGGAUGGCAUUUCAAGUGUUGGCUCAAGCAAUGUCGGCCCAAUCCAAUACAGAGAUUUUACUAGGAUGA
Messenger RNA from Solanum stenotomum, 1350 nucleotides. RefSeq names its product L-tryptophan--pyruvate aminotransferase 1-like. Gene Ontology annotation, biological process: amino acid metabolic process. The coding region runs from base 1 to 1350 and encodes 449 amino acids. The record is from RefSeq and is a predicted model, not a curated record. Gene Ontology annotation, molecular function: carbon-sulfur lyase activity; transaminase activity. The transcript has 7 exons. NCBI's taxonomy places the organism in Eukaryota, Viridiplantae, Streptophyta, Magnoliopsida, Solanales, Solanaceae.